This is a messenger RNA of Fusarium oxysporum Fo47, 1141 nucleotides long. RefSeq lists its product as uncharacterized. The transcript is spliced from 3 exons. The record is from RefSeq and is a predicted model, not a curated record. The coding region runs from base 271 to 1125 and encodes 284 amino acids. NCBI's taxonomy places the organism in Eukaryota, Fungi, Ascomycota, Sordariomycetes, Hypocreales, Nectriaceae.
UGGAUCUAUUCCAAAAACUCCCAGCUGAGAUUCGAAUCAAGAUCCUCGGAUCUAUUCCCUCUCAUUCAACAACCGCUCGAUUGAUCCGAGCGUCGCCUUUUGUUCAAUAGCUGUCGAACUCGGCCCUAUCCAACCGGAGCAUAAAAUCCAGUUCACGUGAUGUCACAUCAAUCGCCAUCUCAUUCUCGCAACGUGACUCCCGACUCAACCUCAGCAUCAACAUAUAGCAAGUUCUCUGACUAGUAGAGUGUACGUUUCUGGAACUCUUACAUGAGUCUCCUUUUCGGCCGCAUAAACAAGGAGUUUAAUGCAUGGGUAAAAUGGUCAGGCGAUCUGGGACAAGCUUUGCUGAUUAUAGCUAUGGCAUUUCUUGUACGGCGUUUACGGAAUGAUAUCACUGAAACGGAGUUUCUGAUUAUACCGCAUGGUAGCUGGAUAGUAAUAUGCCUAGGCGCUACAAGAGUCAUGGAGCUUACUGUUGAUCAUUUGCAACAAACUUGUCAAUGGCUUCCGCGACGGGGAGCAUUCUCACCAGUUCCAACUCUUGCAUCAUGGGAUCUUAACUUCCAGUUGAUGGCAAUUCAAUUUGGACAUGGCAAGAGUACCAUUUGUCGAGAGCAGCCUCCCAUCGGAGAUGAUUUCUGGCUUCUAACAGAAAAUGAUAGCCGCAGAACUGGUGCAUCUUCAAUUCGGUGUGGCUUCUGCAAGUAUACUUGGAACCGUAUAUUAUGUCGAACUUGUGAGAGAGACGAGGCUCAUGAUGAUGUCUGGGUUUGCAAACCAUGCUCUGAAAUGAAUCGCCCAUGCACAUUUACCCCCGUCUGUGUGUCACUUGAACUUUGGGGUUCUAACCCGCCUGUGAUCAACCUUUCUCCCUGGUCUAGGUUCCCAGACGGGCCUCACAAAAAUCUUGCGUUCCAUAAUACUCUUUCACCUGCAGAACAAAGAAUGGUGAGCUACAUACAAGAACCAUUCGGGGGACAUUACAACAGUAUUUCUUUGGAACUGCAUGCAGAUAACGAAGUCAGCCUCGGCACUCAGGAUGAUGAUACAGAAGAGGAUGAAGAAGAGGAUGGAGAAGAGGAUGAAGAAGAGGAUGAAGAAGAAGAUGAAGAUGAAGAAUAGGGAAACUCGAUAUGGG